UCUCUCAAGAUAAACUUUCCUUUGUUCUCUCUCUCUUUGGGUUCUGUACUUGUGAGUUUAGUUUUUCUGGGACUGCCCUUUAAGAGUCAAAGAAGAGAGAGAGAGAGAGAGUGAGAACAAAUUCUAAGUAAAGCAGUUUCUUUCUUUCUUCUCUAUUCUGUUUAAACGACAAGCCGUUUGUGGGUCUCCACAGCUAGCUAAUAGUCUUUUAAUUCUUUUCCUCUAAUGGGCAGGAUUUGCUCAUUUAAGAGUUAAUUGAUCGAAAAAUGAAUGUAGAGAAUGAGAGCAUAGAACCGGUGACUGAAUUAGGACUUGGUCUGGGUUAUUCCAAUCAGUUCAUACAGAGAAGAUUGAACAAUGAUUCAGGUGCAGGUGCAAAUGCAGGUUCAGGAAUAAACAUGACAUUUGUGGCCAACAACCCAUUGUCCGAGCUAGUUUGGUCUCCACACAAAGGUCCAAGUAAUGUGGCUCUUUUACCACCGAGCACCAUAGGCAGGAAUACUACUACUUCUACUACUCAGAAAAGUAUACACAAAGAGAACUCCCCUAUAUUGAAUACACUUCAAAUGAAAAUUGGAGUUGUCGGCGAAGAUUCUCAGACCAGAUCUGAUGGAAGUGAUGGCAGUGUCAUGCCUGUAUGUGGACCGAGUGACCGGUAUGAGACAGCAGGAAAUGAUGGUGAUGCAGAGAAAAUGAAUACAACUAGAGAAAAUGAUCAAAUGGAGGAGCUUGGAGAGAGUAAAGGGGACGCCAUUUCUGGUCAUGUCGAAUCCCAAAUAGCGAAAAUUACUGAGAACAGAGACAGCUAUUUUGCAAACUCUCCAGGUCAGGUUAGCAUAAAAAAUACUGAAAUCUUGUCAAUAAAAGCAGAUCAGCCUAAACCUGACGAGGCACAAAUCGAAGCAUCAUCAGGCAAAAACAUUGACAGUAGCAAUCGCACGAUGCAGAUAGGGCGCUGUGUGAAUAAGACCGAGGCUGCUGGUGAUCUGGUAGCUGAUCAGAUUUUCCAAGGCAGUAGAAGAUGUCUUGAGAAAAUGGAGUCAACUUCUGAGAAUGAUUUGCAGAAUCUCAAAAGUGAAUAUGUGUGUGGUGGUGCUGCCGCAGAUGAGAUUGUAGCAUUUGAAAUGCCUCCUGGGGUUAGAGGAAGUUCUCAGCAGAAGAAUGAGGUAACAGCUCCUACAAGUGAGACUUUUCCGGAUCAACAUUCUCCAACUAAAAGAGUCCACAUGAAUAGAAGGAAGGGCAAGGAAAAAACUUUUUCCGACGGAGAUUUUGAUGGAAUUAUGUCAAAAGAUGAAGACGGGGGCAACCAUGAGAGUGUUGAAAGUUGUAAUAGUGCUGGAUUAUUUCCAACCAGUAAGAGAAAGCGAAACUUUGAAGAAGAUUUGGUUGUUGGGAAUAAAGGAUUCAAGAAACAAGUUCAUUGUGCUCAGGGUGUGACAUCAUUUACUAGACAAGAUAGUUCGUUCAUGAAUUGGAUAUCGAAUAUGAUGAAGGGCUUCUCAAAAUCAGUACAGAACGAGGCACCUUUUCCUCUCGGUGUUACACCUCAUGAUGAUAGACUUGAAAGUCCUCAUAAAAAGCUCAUCACCCUCAACAAGAACCAAGAUUCGGGGUCCAAAUUUAUUGGUUUCCAUUCAAUGUUUCAGUCCUUGUAUUGCUCAAAGGCAGAGGUUCAAGAAACCAGAAUGCUGAAUGUCGAGUAUCAAGUUGGAGAAGGAUCUAAGGAAUUUAAAUCAUCAAGUAAAACGUGUGAUGUUAAUGCAACUCCCAUUGCUUGUCACAGAGAGAAUAGUAACAUAAGCAAACCGCUUCAUCUGAUGAGAGGGCGGUUCAAUGAAUCUACAUCUGGAAAUGAGGACUCCGCAAUGCAGCCUAUGAUGCCGUUGGAUAAAGUUGCAGGUAGUCAGGAAAAAGACAAUACAAACUCUGAAGAUAACAAUAGUAAAUGGCACUUGUCCUUUAGUAAAGAGAAAGAGAGAACAAACUCGAAUUCCUCUCUCGGUAGACAAAAGACAAUCAGUGCUGAAAAAAUAAUUUCUGCUGAGCUGCAGCCAUCUACAGCAAAAACAUCGUUUUGUCUUAGCAAUGACCCUCUAGGAAGCUUUUGGGUAACUCGGUUUGCUCCAAAAAACCUGAGUUCCUCGUCGAACAUGGAUCAUCUCAACUGGAAUGCUGGUGUAAGUCCCAAGCACUCCACCGAAUGCCUAAAGCUUUUGGAGGCUAAGGUUCAUUCCUCAGAAGAUUUAGUUGUUGUCUCGGGUAAAGAAUUGGAGAAUAGUGCUAAUAAGGUUGAAAGUUUAGAAGGUCAGAAUUCGAUGUACAACUUAAAUCCUUUCUUACCUUCUACUAAAUUGAAACCUUCGGAUGCAAUGGCUACUGUGUUUGCAAGGAGAUUGGAUGCUCUUAAGCACAUUACUCCAUCAAGAGGAACGAAUAAUUCUGCUCGUGCAAGCAUGACAUGUUUAUUCUGUGGCUUAAACGACCAUCAUUUACAAGAUUGUUCAGAUAUCACUGAAAUCGAGCUUGAGGAACUCUCGAGGAAUGUAAAUACAUAUAGUGGAAUAAAAGAACUGUCUUGUUUGUGCUUAAGAUGCUUCCAACGUAAUCAUUGGGCUGUUGCAUGCCCGAACACAUCCUCAACAAAACGUCUUCAAGCAGAAUCUAAUGCUUCUUUUGGCAAACUGCAGCUUGAUAUAGUAAACAAAGAAAACUUGAACUUCCUAACUGAUGUUGAGAAAAAUAUAUCUUGUACCAGUCCAGUUACGAAACACAUUGCUUCAAACUCUGGGGUAGACAUGUUGAAUGAGAAACAGAUAAUUCCUUUCUCAUACUUUGUCAGUCAGCAGAACGUGGAUGUGCCAAAAGGACUCUUUGAUGCUGUAAGAAGGCUUCGUUUAUCCCGUACUAAUAUUUUGAAGUGGAUGAAUUCUCAUAAUUCACUCUCGCGCAUCGGUGGCUUUUUCUUGCGUUUGAGGCUCGGGAAGUGGGAGGAGGGACUAGGGGGAACUGGCUACCAUGUUGCUUGCAUAGUUGGAACAGAAAUAGAGAACAAACCGCAAGACCGAAAAAGUUCUGUUCUUGUGGACGUGGGAGGAUUUAGAUGCCUGGUUGAGAGUCAAUACGUCUCCAACCAUGAUUUUCUUGAGGAUGAGCUUAUGGCGUGGUGGUCCACGGUUCGAAGAAGUGGUGGCGAAAUUCCUUCAGAGGAAGAUUUGAAAACAAAGGCGAUGCAACACAAAAUGGUGUUGUUGUGGAGACCGGGACGGGGGGUAUACGUUAAGGAGCUUGAGCAGAACCGGUAUCUUUUUCAGUUCUACCAUGAGGUAGAUAUAUCAUGUGUGAUGGAAGGCAGUCCAUGGACUUUCGAUCGGGUCCCGUUGGUUUUUGAGCGUCUAAAAGUAGGAGAGAAUCCACGGGCUGUGGUUUUGAACAGGUUACACUUUUGGGUGCAACUUCAUGGCAUGACUCCGGGGUUUAUGUCGGAACGCGUGGUACGGGAUAUUGGUAAUCGUAUUGGAGAUUUCGUGGAAUCCGACUUAAACAAUUUUAAUGGUGUUUGGCGUGAUUAUAUGCGCAUUCGGGUUUUGCUAAAUGUGGAUCUCCCUUUGAAGCGGAAAAUGAAUAUCAAGAACCAAAAUGGGCAGAUUUGCUGUGUACAGUUUAAGUAUGAAGAUUUGACUACGUUUUGCUUCAUCUGCGGCAUACUUGGUCAUUCUGAACGUUUUUGUGAAAAAAUCUUCGAUACUCCUCAGCAUCUUCUCGUCAAACCGUAUGGUCUGGGCAUGAAGGCUGCACCUCGACGUCGGAACCAUACUAUUGGCUCACGGUGGCUACGGCAAGGAGCGGUUUACAGUGGUGGAGAGCAACCAAAUUCGGGUCCUCCAAGUGUCAACAGGACCAUGCAAGACAACAUGUUUUUGGCGAAAAAUCAGGAACCACUAUAUGACCCUCCCAACAAUAUAGGCGAAGCUAAUGGGGUUGAAGGAGCAGUUAUGGGACCGACAAGUCAUUUGAUUUCGGCCAGCCCACGAUAUAACCAUAAUGGAAAGUCAACUGCUAAUGUAAGUGAUGAGGCUCCACGUGUGACUUAUCCAAACACCCUUCUUGUUAUGGAGGCCAAAAGGAAGCGCGUGGAACAAUUGGGAAGGGGGAAUAUCGGGCAUGGAAUUAUAGGCCCAAGGAAUGAUUCAACUGGGCUUGUUUUGGAGGAAGAUGUUGUAAUGGGCUCCCACAUCAAUGAAAGCCUGGGAUUAGGCCCAAGUCACUUUGAGAACAAAAAUUAUGAAUUUAUCAAUUCAGAGGCUACUGGAGUGAGUUCGGGAGAAGCAAGUGGCCCAAAAAACGUAUUUGGGGCGGGUUCUGUUUCACAGACCCGCCAAGCAUUAUGAAUGUAUUGAGCUGGAAUUGCCGUGGGCUUGGGAACCCAGGGACCUUUCAAUUCCUUAAGGAGCUUGUUGCUCAAAAAAAACCCAAUUUUCUUUUUAUGUGUGAAACAAAAUGUCAAAAACAAAGGC
Messenger RNA from Humulus lupulus (European hop), 4517 nucleotides. RefSeq lists its product as uncharacterized. Gene Ontology annotation, molecular function: zinc ion binding; DNA binding. Lineage: Eukaryota; Viridiplantae; Streptophyta; Magnoliopsida; Rosales; Cannabaceae. The record is from RefSeq and is a predicted model, not a curated record. Bases 267 to 4391 code for a protein of 1374 amino acids. The transcript has 9 exons.